This is a messenger RNA of Lentinula edodes (shiitake mushroom), 963 nucleotides long. Its product is annotated as methyltransferase domain-containing protein. The record is from RefSeq and is a predicted model, not a curated record. The transcript has 6 exons. Lineage: Eukaryota; Fungi; Basidiomycota; Agaricomycetes; Agaricales; Omphalotaceae. The coding region runs from base 1 to 963 and encodes 320 amino acids.
AUGCGCGCCUCACCCUUUCAUGUUUUCCCUCGCCAUCCCCGCUACGCUCUCUUCCUUCUCAUCGUCCUCAUACCCUCAUUCUACCUCCUGCUUCCCUUGCGUCUCGAUCCCCCUCUCACUCCUCUGCGUUUCCCCCCGAAUGAGUCAACGGAUUUAGCAUAUAGGAUGGCACAGGCGGAAGUAAUAUACCAAAAGACACUCAAAGACAGGGAUGGACUGAUUGCGCGCUAUGGUCCCCAUCCAAGUGACCUUGACAUGUUUCCUCCAAAUAAAUCUCCUUGGCCGGCCUACACUGUCUGGGACUAUUUCCCAGCCGCCUUCAAUUGCCCUCACGAAGUCCGUCGAAUCGGUCUACUUGGUGACGGUGGAAAAUGGGUCUGUGGACUCUCGCGUUUGGUGGACAAAAAGGAUUGUGUUGUGUAUUCUGUCGGCAUCAACCGCGAAUCUUCUUUUGAGGGUGACUUACUGAUCAACACCAACUAUUGCAGAGUGUGGGGAUAUGAUUCUUCUGUAAAGGGAUUUGCGAAGCAGAUACCGGCUUCGGAGAGACAUAGAACCACGUUUCACCGCUAUACUCUUGCUGGUGUCGAUCGUCCGGCCUCGGAAUCAGAGCCUGCAAUGUACACGUUGAACACCUUGAUGCAAAUGAAUGAACACCAAUACAUCGAUAUCCUGAAAGUUGAUGUUGAGGGAUGGGAGUUUGAUACCUUCACAAACUUAAUCAAAUCCUUCGCGGAACAAGACCUCCCACUUCCUUUUGGUCAGUUGCAACUGGAGAUUCAUGUUUGGGAUAAGAAAUUUGACUAUUUUCUGAAAUGGUGGGAGGGGCUCGAGGAGGUUGGAUUGAGACCUUUUUGGACCGAACCGAAUCUUGUAUAUGUUAAUUACGCUGGUUCACGAAAACCAGAACUGGCAGAGUACUCGUUCUUGAAUAUCAAAGGCGAAAACGUCUUUAUAACUUGA